Sardina pilchardus (European sardine) is the source of this 3088-nucleotide messenger RNA. RefSeq names its product G-protein coupled receptor family C group 6 member A-like. Gene Ontology annotation, cellular component: plasma membrane. Gene Ontology annotation, molecular function: G protein-coupled receptor activity. Lineage: Eukaryota; Metazoa; Chordata; Actinopteri; Clupeiformes; Clupeidae. The transcript is spliced from 8 exons. The record is from RefSeq and is a predicted model, not a curated record. Gene Ontology annotation, biological process: G protein-coupled receptor signaling pathway. The coding region runs from base 10 to 2838 and encodes 942 amino acids.
GCUCAUUGCAUGCAGCGCACUAUGUGGUUCUGUCUCCUCAGCUUGGUGCUAUGGGCAGCACUUGUCCAGGCAGAUGAGAAGAGUCUCCCGUAUCUUGUCCACGCAGAUGGAGAUGUUAUCAUAGGGAUGCUCACCUCGGCUCACGCCACAGUCGACAAUCUCCAGGACCGCGUUCGGCCAGAGGAGUUCACCUGCAGCAAUUUUGACCUUCUCCCCUUCGUCCGAAUGCUGGCUGCCAUCUACACCAUUGACAGCAUCAAUGACUCAGGCUUCCUUCCUGGUGUUCGGCUUGGAUAUACCGUGUGUGACCCAUGUGCAGAUGCCACCAAAGCUCUCCACUGUGUGGAACACUUGCUGUCAGCAAAUGGCUCUUUGCCUGUCAUGGAUGACUACUCUGAGUUCCGUCCAAAGGUCAAGGCUAUCCUUGGGGCGCGAUACUCUCUGUUGACCAUCCCUGUGGCCAAGCUUCUCAGCGUUUAUCUCUUCCCUCAAAUCAGCACAACAGCCUCUGCAGUUGUGCUGAGCGAUUUGCUGCAGUUCCCAAGCUUCUUUCGAGUGAUCCCCAGUGACGUGUACCAGACUGAAGCCUUGGCACAGCUCAUAAGUCACUUCGGUUGGAACUGGGUCGGCCUGGUCUCCAUGGAUGAUGACUACGGCAGGGGAGUCCACCAGAGUUUCCUGAAGAACGCUGAGGAGGCUGGGGUGUGUAUGGCUUAUGAGGAGGUCAUUCCACACUACCUGGAUCACGAGCAGAGUGAGCAGCGCAUCAAGGAGGUGGCGAGGCGGAUACGGAACUCACCUGAGGCACAGGUAACAAUGGUGGUGAUGGUGAUCCUUCGGCCAGAGCUUGUUAAGAUGCUGUUUGAGGAGAUGAUCCGCACCAACACCUCUCGGGUUUGGAUCGCCAGUGACGCUUGGUCCAGAUCUGGAGUCGUGACAACCAUGCAAGACAUAAACAAGGUUGGAGAUAUUCUGGGGUUAAAUUUCGUCACUGGAACCAUUGAUGGGUUUACAGACUACUUACAGAAGCUGACAGUCCGUCCAGGCGUGAAAAAUGAUUUAAUUAAAGAGUACAAGCAGCUGUAUUCAGGCUGCGGCCCUGAUUCCUUAGACGAUUGCAGUAAGCCAAGUGCUGAUCAUCUAGUGAAGAACGUCGACCUCCCAGUGGUCUAUGGUGAGAGGGUGGCUGUUUGGAGCAUAGCUCAUGCUCUGAGAGAACUACUUGGAUGCAAUGACACCUUCUGUCCAGGAGAAACUGAUUUCCCUCCAUACAAGCUUAUCGAGAAGCUCCACAAUGUGAAUUUUACCCUUGAUGGUGAGACAAAGUUCUUUGACAAAAAUGGUGACUUUCAAGAUGGCUAUGAUGUCCUCAUGUUGGUACCAGAUGGUGAGACUAGACAGGCUAAAGCAAUCGGGAGAUUCACUUUACCACAGGGAAAAGUUGACAUCACAGAGAAAAAUAUCAUGUGGACUUCGACCCUCAACAACACAGAACCUGAAUCUCAGUGCUCACCGUCAUGUCCUAAUGGCACAUUUAAGAAGGUGUGGAAUAUUUCCUGCUGCUACAGCUGCAUUCCUUGUGUUGAAGGGACCUUCUCUGACAGCUAUGACCAAGAUGAAUGCCACGCGUGCCCUAAUGACACUUGGUCCAUGAGGGGAUGGAGCAAAUGUGAACCUCGCACUGAAAAGUAUCUGCGGUGGUCUGAACCACUACCCAUUGCUGCUCUGGUAGGAGUGGGCCUUGGACUCGUGCUUCUCAUAAUAACCUUUGUCUGUUUCGCCAUUUAUCGACACACCUUAGUUAUCAAGUCCGCCAAUUAUCUCAUGUCUUGCUUCAUGAUGGUUGGUUUAGCGGUGAGUUUUGGAAGUGUGGUGCUAUUUAUGGGUGAACCCAGCAUCCACCUCUGCCGGGCCCAGCAGAUCAUGUACGCCUUGGGCUUCACCCUCUGUGUCUCCUGCAUCUUGGUCAAAGCCUUCCGCACGUUCCUGGCAUUCAUGGCUUUUGAUCCCAUUAGGCGUGAACGUCUAAACAAGCUCUACAAACCUGUGAUAAUUAUGGUCCUGGCGACCUCUGUUCAAGGCCUCAUCUGCCUCUUCUGGCUGAUCUUUGACACCCCACAUGUGGACCCGACCCCCCCAUCCCCCCGGAGCAUGGACCAUAUUCUGCAGUGCAGUGAGGGCUCCAAAGUGUGUUUCGUGGUGAUGCAUGGCUACGUCGCUGUGUUGGCCCUCAUCUGCUUCCUGUUGGCCUUCAAAGGGAGGAGGGUCCCACAAGACUUCAACGAGACAGGUGUCAUCAUCUUCAGCAUGCUCAUCCACCUGUUUGUGUGGCUCUGCUUCAUCCCCAUCUACAUCACCAGGAACGAGUCGCGCCCCAUCGUACAGGCCUCCGCCAUCUUGGCCUCCAACUACGGCAUCAUAUUUUGCCUCUUUGUCCCAAAGGGCUACGGAGCUAUUCGGGGCGAACACAUGACAGAGGAAAUGAGGGCACGCCUGCGCAAAUUCUCUCAGACCAGAAACCGUGCCUCCACGGACGUUCUUAUCAUUGACAACUCAGAGACAGAUACCAUAUCAGAGACAGACACCAUAUCACACCGCUCUGUGAGCUUCAAACUUCCUAUAUUGAGGUCAAUGGAGUCCUUCGAUUCAGGGUUUAGGGCAGCCAGUACUUCCCUGACCUCUACUUCUUCCCAGUCAAGCUCACCAUCAGCAGAGGACUUCCCCCUACACCUGAAUCUCACUGACUCUGUGUUUGUUAUAGAAGUGCCUAACAGUCCCACUGUGUUAGAGAGACCAGGCCUGGCAGUACAACAGAGACAGAGAAGCCAAUCCAUGUGAGACUAUAACAUGUACAUGUUUUUUUAUUUGUAUUUUUUAAUCACGUUGUUUGUGUACCGUCUGAUGAUAUUUGUCAGCUAUUUUGAUUUUCAUGAUAAUCAUGUCAUAAUAGUUUCAUAUGAUAAAAUAUGGGUUGGUCCUGAAUUUUGGAAUUAUAAUGCAUGAAAAAUAAUUUCAUUUCAUAAUAAUAGUUAAAUAUUAAAUUACAUUCACAAAGAACUCACUGAUUAAUAGUUUGUUUUGCUUUGCU